Effrenium voratum is the source of this 5583-nucleotide messenger RNA. Lineage: Eukaryota; Dinophyceae; Suessiales; Symbiodiniaceae. The record is from the annotation of a GenBank genome assembly.
AUGGUGUUGCCUGAUGUAGCAGGCGAGGAGUACACUUCCCCGCUUCCAGAGGUUCUCGGAUCUUCCGGCAAAGGCGGUCCAGGCAAAAGCGAGCGGAGGAAGCUAUCUCCACCCCGUCUUCCGGAGCCUAGCAGCCGACAGGCGACCCCGGAGAGGCCUCCCGCGAAGGUCCACUUCUCAGAGGACUUCUCGCAGGAUGGCAAUCCUGAAAACUUGGAUGCAGGCAAGGCAGAGCCGAAGCCUCCUUCGCGCUGGCAGUAUCCCUCUCAGCGCAGCCUGGCGGUGUGCCCAGAGCGUGGCGCGAGGCCGCGAUUCGGACGUUGCUUUCGGUCUGCUGAAGAUGUUGCGCAGGUACAUGUCACUGUCAGCUGCACGGACUUGGUGAUUGAGGAGAGCACUGUCAGGAACAAUCAGGUGGAGGGCCUGGUCCUGGCGGUGGCGCUCAACUUCCUCUCACUUUUUGUCGCAGUUCUCCUGAUGUGGCUCAUUUCGCGAUGUAAGCGCGGCUACCGCGUGCUGGUGCCCAAGAAGUCAGGAGGAGGCCGACUAGGACUGCCCCAUGAAUGGUUUCGUGAUGCUUACAAGAUCCAGUAUGACGAUAUGGACCAGAUCUCCAUUGAUGGUCAGGUUGUGAUCCGGCUCUGCCUGCUUGGCUUGAAGUUCUCGGCCUUCGGCACGCUUGUGGCCUGCGUUUUGGUGCCCAUUUAUGCCUCCACCAAAGGGCCGCAGACGGGAGUGCUGGCGUACAGCAUGAGCAAUCUGACGAGUCAAGAUGACGACUACGUCUUUUGGAUUGUGGUGGUGGGAGCUUACCUUCUUGUCCUCAACUUCUUUUGGCUCAUCCGCGCCGAGUGGCGGUACUUCAUCAAGCUGCGACAGGACCAUUUUAUGCGCCGCGCGACUGGUAAGGAGGGCGAAGGGUCUGCCCAGGCGCAGUACUCCUUGAUAGUGGAAAGACUGCCCAAGAAGUUCCAGGACACAGUCUCGGUGGCUGGUCUUUUUUCGCAGAUUUUCCCCAGACAGGUGCACUCAGCCGUGGCCCAGCGGGACACGCUGCUGUUCUACCACCUGCGUGCGCUGAAGCGGACGAGCGACAGCAUUGUGGUGUGCACCUGCUGCCAGGGCUGCGUGCAUCGGCAGCUGGAGAAGACGGUGCAGUUGGAGCGCGCUGUUGCUCGUAGAUACAGGCAAGCCGAGAAGUACGUCUCAGAUUUUGCCAUGGAUGGUCAGGUUGAUCCAGAGCUGCGCGAGAACCUCAUGCAGCAAAUGCCGGGUUUGCAGGUGCCCCUCAGCCUUCCCGGCGUGAAGGGUGUGUUCGGGGGUGAGACUGCAGAGCAGGGAGACGAAGAAGCACCCCGAGAGAGGCGAAAGCCACGGCUGCAAAGAUCCCAGCAUCUGAACCCUGAGUCGGAGUGUCCACCCAGCAGCACGGCCUUUGUGACAUUGAAGAAGCUUGCCGAUCGUGUGCUGGCAGAGCAGAUCCCCCUCUUCGAUGCGGGCCAAGACGAAGCUGGAAUGGAGUCUAUCAUCGUAGCUCCCGCGCCGGAGGCCAGAGCCAUCAUUUGGGAGAAUGUGCAGCUGCCCGUGGAUCAAGUAUUGCAGCGGCAGACCGUGGGCAGAGCUUUGUGUGUCGUUGGCAUUCUGUUCUGGUCGAUCCCCAUCACUUCGAUACAGGCCCUGUCCUCACAGCAGCUCCUACAGGCGAUGCUCUCCGCAGAGGCCCUGGAGUGGUUCCAGACGCACGCUGGCGUGGUCUACUCCCUCAUAGUUGGGUACUUCACGGUUCUGGCCUUGCUCGUACUGCUGGUGAUUUUGCCCAUCGCCCUGAAUUUCAUUGGUGUCUUUGUUGAGGCGAGGAAGUCCAGGACCGAGGUGGACAAGUCCGUGAUGCAAAGGAACCUCUGGUUCCAAUUCUUUUCCCUGUGGCUUAUGGUCUUCAGCAGCUCUCUGGCAAAUUCAGUGUGGCAGAUCAUGGACCACCCUGGCUGCCUUGCGACGAUUCUUGGCAAUGCCAUUCCGCAGGUAUCUGUGUACUUCACUACGUUUGUCAUUGCAAGGAUUGGCUUGAGUCUGCCACUCCUUUUGCUGCGCUUGGACGCACUCAAGUCUUUGAUUGUGCUUCCCAGGCGCAGUGCUCCGAACAAAGAGUCGGGUGCAAGCAGCAGCACUGACGAUGGGAGUGCCAGUUCAAGCGAAAGUGACGAGGCGAGCGAGACGCCGGUUGCUCCGGUUUACUGCUACUUCGCAUCAGAGGUGACCAACAUCACCAUUGUCUUCGUCCUGGCUCUCAUGUACUGCGUUGUGGCGCCAAUCAUGAUGCCAGCAUGUAUGAUUUACUUCGGCCUGGCCUUCGGUGUGUACAAGUGGCUCUUUGUGCACGUCUACAGCAAGGAGAUCGACCUCCUGGGAGAGUGCUGGUACCCGGUGUUCUGGGGCCUCAUUGUGGGCAUGGCCUUCGGCACGGUGUCCCUCGCGGGCCUCGCGGCCGUGCAGAAGGGCCCCAGGUCCCCUCACUGCAUUGCCCUGUGGGUUCUGUCCUUCUCCGUCGGCUUCUUCGCUAACCAUUGCCAGAAGACCUUUAAGAAGCACUGCUCUGUGCUGCCGUUCCGGGCAGCAGUGCAAGCAGAUGAGUCUGGAGCAUCUCGGGACUUGAACUUCACCAGAUCCUGGGCCAUCUCUUUGCCGAUGAAGCUCGGCGCAAGGUCACAAGAGCCCAUGGGGCGCUUUUUGGCCGCAGCCGCUGUGCUGCCUCCUGCCGUAGCAGGGCAGCUGCUGCUACGCACAGCAGCUGGUGCCGAGUUUUCCUCCUGCGUGGCAGAGCUUGCCGCCGUCCUGGGGGGGAUGAUUCAGUUUUUGCUGUUGCUGGGCGUCUCGAAGCCAGAGAACUUUCCUAUUCCGAUGAUGCUGAGUUUUGCUAUCGGGCUGGGUCACGCAGUUGGGGUGGGCACCGUGUCUGUAAUCCUCGAAGAGGAUGUAGAGGACACCACCAUCACCGGUAUUUGGUUGAUUAGCCUGUUCAUUUUUAUCAUGGCUGGUGCCACCGCGCAGCUGGCCUGGGGUGUUAGUUUCCAAAGCGAGCAGACUCUGCAGACGAGCAAGGCUCUUAGGCGGUUGCGGAACAGCAUCCAGGAAGCUUCGCCACAGGAUGUGGAGCUUAUGGAUGGAGGGCCCAUGGUGAUUUCCCAUUACGAGGAAACCAUGAAGCAGGUGGAUGCUAUUUGGGAUGCCUUGCGCUACCGCCCAACCUUGUCAGAGGAGGUGAUCUUUGAGCUUGGCACGGCGUUCCACAACGUCAAGGGUACGCUGACUUCUGGAAAGCUCUACAAGACCGAGGUCAAGGGAGGGCUGUCAUUGCCGCCGGCCCUGCCCCUGAUGUCCUCAAUCAGUGAGAGCUCCCAGCACAACUCCCAGCAGCUUCAGUACUUCAGGCAGGUUCAAUCCGCACUUGACAGCGAGCGUGUGGAGAACAUUAGGCAGCGUGGUUCCUCACAGUCACAUUCGGAUGAUGUCGAGGGAGUUGAUCUUCCUCAUACCAUUCCUGGGCAUUCCAAGACGGCGCCCCGCGGCGCGCGCUCUGCACGCUCCAGCGUGUCAAUUGCGGCGGACGAGCAGCUUCAGUUCUUGGCGCAGCUGCAUGCAGGUUGCCACAACGACCUCACCGAGAACGAAUUGCCGGAGCCGAUGGACAAACGAGAGGCGACUUUGGCCGAGUUGGGCAGAUGGAAGUUUGAUGCCUACGCCUUUGAAAGGCACCAUGGCAAUGCCUUGCUUCAUGCAGGCUUUCGCAUCGGCUCGGAGCUGCUCACGGAGGCUGGCGUGACCAACUUCGCUCUCCCUUUGAGGUGCUUCCUGCAAGAUCUGCAGAGACAGUAUCACACGGUUCCCUACCACAACUACAUCCAUGCUGCGGAUGUGUUGAGCUCGUGUACCUACUUCCUCUCCCAGGACAGGCGUGUGAGCCGUGCGCCACUGCCCGCGUUGCCGCGGCUGGCCACCUUUGUUGCAGCUGUCAUCCAUGACGUGGGUCACUUUGGCAGGAGCAACCGGUAUCAUGUGGCGAGUCACGACCCGGUUGCUGUACUCUACAAUGAUCAGUCACCCUUGGAGAACAUGCACUGCACGAUCGGCUUCAGCCUGCUGCGCCAGCCGCAAGCCGCGCUCUUCCGACGCCCUCAUAUGGCGAUGGCUGAGGAGGACGGUUGCUCAGGCCUUCCAGACGCGGACUUCACGCUGCUGAGGCGGAUAGUCAUCGAGGCCGUCCUGGCCACGGACAUGUCCAAGCACUUUGAGACCUUGUCCAGGUUCAAGGCAGCGAUCAACUACACCGAGUCUGGCGACAAGAACGACAUCUCAAUGCCAUCCGAACCUUCGAUCUACACAGAGUCGGCGGCUGACAGAGCAGUAAGAGUCGUCUCAGUCUAUCUUAAGGCAGCAGACAUUGGUCAUGCGGGCAAGCCGCUGGACAUCACAAGGAGAAUGACAAUUCGGAUUCACAUGGAGUUCUUUUCGCAGGGCGAUGAGGAGCGAGAGCUUGGCCUCCCGAUCUCCCCGCUCUGUGACCGCAACGAGGUAAAUAUUGCCAUCUCACAGGUUGGAUUUCUGCGGCACUUGGUCACUCCGUUGUACAAGGCUGUGCAUUUCUAUAUCACCAGUGAUGACUUUUUGAUUGACUGUCUGAAUCGCCUGGAGGCGAACCUGAACCACUGGCAAUCAGCUGAGCCUUGUGUCACAACCCAGGAUGUUCCGGACACCCAUAUUGAAGGAAUCGAGUCGGUAUCUCCCGCUAUCUUCUCUCCCGGUGUCUUCCCGCAAUCGCAGAUCGUGAACCUCAUCACAGGGCCGCGACCUUUGCUUCAGGGCAUGGGGCUGAUGGAUGCGCAGCUCUACUGCUGUGAGGCACUUUCAGCCAAGCUGAGUGAGAUCCUGAUUUUGCUGGUGGCGGUGCCGCAAAACGGCGGAUUCGCAGAUUUUGGGCCUGCGGAGGAGAACUUGCCCGAAUCCACGCGCCAGGCCUUGGCGCGCCUGGAGGGCGCCUUGACAAGGACCAGCUACAGCGAUGCCUGCUGUCAUGGGCGCAGGACCUCCGAGCUGCGAGCGCCGGCUUCGGCGACGGCGAAAGCAGCGCCCGCAGCCAGAACGCUGGCCAAGCGGCAGAACUCCUGGGCAAGCACCUACUCCGAGAGCUUCACGCGCUUUGAUUGUGAUCACUACAAAAAGAAGGAGCGGCCUUCAUCGGAGCCUCGGCCUCUGGGAGCUGAGAAGGAGCGCCAAGAGCGGCGCAAGAUGGAGCGAGAGGCAAAGCAGCAGGAGGUGAUUGCCAGGGCUCGUGCGCUGGAGGAGCAGAACAGGAACGGCAGCUACCUUCAGAGGGACUUGGGGCCCUUACAGGGCUCCUUGCGGGAACUGGCGAUUGCGCUGGGUGCGGGCUCUGCAAAGGCGACCUUUGUUGGAGGGCCUGCUUCCUGCAACUGGAAAAGCGAGGCCAAGUCAAGCUUCGCCGUUGAUGUCUUCUCCAAGACGAACGCUGCCAAAUAUGAGCUGCCUGUGCAGCUGGUGAGUCUGGCCAAGCACAAGAAUACGUGA